Cynocephalus volans (Philippine flying lemur) is the source of this 3954-nucleotide messenger RNA. RefSeq names its product IQ domain-containing protein H-like. The transcript has 21 exons. The record is from RefSeq and is a predicted model, not a curated record. The coding region runs from base 1 to 3954 and encodes 1317 amino acids. NCBI's taxonomy places the organism in Eukaryota, Metazoa, Chordata, Mammalia, Dermoptera, Cynocephalidae. Gene Ontology annotation, molecular function: RNA-DNA hybrid ribonuclease activity; nucleic acid binding; protein binding.
AUGAUAGAACGAGGAUUGAUUCCACCAGCAGCAAGGAUCACCUUUCAGAAUCCACCCAUUACACCCAGAGCAGCAACUCUACAUAGUUUUGAUGAAGCACAUAAGAUUCCAACUGCAGACAGCACAGACAUGAGAGGGGCAGUUGCAUCUGCCAGCACCACUGUGUCUCCACAAGGGUUAAAGAAAAAUGCUCGCCAUCGAGAGACCGCCGUCAUUCUCCUGACGAAGCCGCGCCCUGAUUCUAACCCCAAGCAAGUUUUAUCAACCUCUCCAGAGGAGCUGAUCCACCGCCCUCCACCUUACGCAGAGGACCCACCCAAGUGUCUAGCCCACUUAUCUCUCCCCCCACACCCGCUCUGGGGCCCCUUAUCAUCUCCAGAGUCCUGCCCCACCAGUGUCCCCUCCUUCCUCUGCUUCCCCUUCUUCACCUUCCUCAACUGCUUCCCCUCCUGGACUCUUCCCCUUGCCCCACCUGGGAUGAUCGCCUACAAUUGUUACGGACUCUGUUCACUUCCGAGGAACAUGAAUGAAUAUGCUGAGAGGCCCAACAGGCUGUCCUGGGCCCCAAUGGUCUCCCCACGGAUGACCCUGAGCGAUUGGCUGCUGUUUUCCCCACCCGCCGCCCCGAUUGGGACCCAAAUAGUAAUAGAGAGAUUUGCUCCACUAAGCUUGGAGCAACCUGCCACCCUUUUGGUGACACUGCCUUUGUCCAAAGAAUAUAAGCUCUUGCCAGAACUAUUGCAGGAGGACAAAACCUCCAACCACCAAGAAUUGCUAGCUUAUUACUUGAAACUUAUUUCCCAGGUCUGGGCUGAGUCUAAUCCCCCUGGGCUAGCAAGGCACCAACCUCCAACAGUGGUCCAGCUCAUGGCAACUGCCACCCCCAUCAGAACCUUACAAUACCUAGGAUACCAGGUAUCUGCUAAAAAGGCCCAACUUUGCUCCCUGAUGGUGACAUAUUUGGGAUAUAUCUUAAGUGCAGAAGAAAGGAAAUUGUCCCCUGACCACGUAACAGCCAUCCUAAAUGUACCAGAGCCAAAGACUAAAAGGCAAAUUCGAGAAUUCCUAGGAGCCGCAGGAUACAGUCGCUUAUGGAUUCUCAACUUUGCUGAAAUGGCCCAGCCCCUCUAUGAGGCUACAAAGGGACCAGGGGACCAAAUUACUUGGACUGAGAGAAUCCAAUUGGCAUUCAACAACAUAAAGGACACUCUUACGCAGGCCCCAGCCCUGGCACUGCCCAAUCUAGAAAAGCUUUUUACCUUAUUUGUGGCCAAAAACAAGGGCAUCGCAAAGGGGGUGCUAACCCAAGAUCUAGGGCCAUGGAAAUGGCCAGUGGCUUACCUGUCAUGCAAGCUGGACCCAGUGGCCACAGCUGGCCCACAUGCUUAUGAGCUACAGCUGCAACUGCACUCCUAUGACCCUGACCGCUGUGAAGUCACACACGAUUGCCUUGAAAUCUUAGCCGCCUUCCAGGGAACCCUACCAGGGUUGCAAGACACUCCUCUCAAGGAGGCGGAGCUAACUCUUUUCACAGAUGGCAGCAGCUACAUGGUUGACGGAGUCAGGUAUGCAGGUGCCGCGGUGGCUACUCCUGAACAAGUACUAUGGGCAGAAGCUCUCGGGUCCCAGACCUCAGCCCAGUGGGCAGAACUUAUUGCUCUCACAAAGGCCCUUCAGCUUAGCGAAGGUAAGACUGUAAAUAUCCACACUGACAGUAGAUAUGCCUUUGCUACUGUACAUGAGCCAGCCGGACCCAUCCCUCAACCCAGGGACUUGGUGUACAUAAAGAAGUUACCUGCCUCGUCCCUCCAGCCUCGCCGGACUGGAGCAUACCCGGUGAUCUUCACCACGCCCACAGCUGGGAAAGGCAGAAGGUCAAGAGGACAUCAUGAUAAGAAGGCCACGAAAGUCACACCUUCAGGAACUCUGAAAUCACCGUGGGAUUUCGACUUUUUUAUUUAUGAUGGCGUUAUAGACAAGACAGCCCCAGACUUCUUAGCAUUCAAGGAACAUUUUAGUUUAAUCUGGGGAAGUAUUUUUUCUCUCUUGGAACACAUCGAGAAGUUUCUCAGGGACUAUGCAAUACCAGAAGUCAAAAUAAAAGGCAAGAGUUUGGUGGCCUUGCUUCCAGAGUUUGAGCUCAAGAAUAAACUUACCAGGUAUGACCUUCUCUCAUUGUUAGAGAACCCAGAUCACGUACAAAUGCUGUUAAAUCUUCCAGGGCAGAGGUAUAAGGGCCAAGGCGGAGAGUCAGAGGCUGCCAUGAAGAUCCAAGCCACAUGGAAAUGUUACAGAGAAAGAAAACUCUUCCUCCUUUAUCACCAGCAGAAGUGGGCAUCAGGUGUGAUUGCCAUUGCUUGGCUUUUACAUUGCCAUAAGACCCGACUGAAGAAUAUCCUGAAGGAAUCACGUCAGAGACACCUGGAGAAUUUCCGCAUUCGAGCCAAGCAUCUGGCAGCCAACUGGAAUCGCAUCAGGACCUCCAGGAGGACUAUUAUCCAUAUCCCAUCAUUAGGAUAUUCCCAGCCUGUGCGAGAAUGUAUUGCUGAUUUCAACACACAGCAGAACACGCAGCUGGGGAGGCUAUGUGACAUCUUAGAUGCCAAUGUGAAUGUCAUCUACAUCAGCUCCCAUUACAUGAAUGAUGAGUUAAUGCUGUAUUACAAUAAAAUCCUGAGUCUACACGCAGCUGUCAAAUCGGGGAAACUUGAGGACAGAAGUGACCUGCAGGACAGGUUCAAAAUUAUCACCCCUGAAGCUGUAAACAUCUUCACUAUGAUAGAACAGCUGAGUCAGCUGAUAACCGAUCACCUGAAAAUCCAACGCUGGCUCUUCAAACUGGACAAUGAGUGUGGAGGAAACGGAACUGCAUUUUGUGACAUUCCUUCCUUCCUAAGGUGCUACAAGUGGGUGCUAAAGGAGAGUAAAAGAUACGGCUGCAAAGACUGGGGCAAGAAAUGGGCACAGGAGCCAGCUUUGGUGAAGAUCUCCGAGGAGCUGGCGGGCAUUUUAGCACAGCACGCGCAGCCAGUCAAUGAGAAACGGUUCCCAACGUGGAGGAAAUUCCUCCAAACGUUUCUCAGUCAAGGGGGCAUGAUCGAAGCGUUCCCACCUGCAGACAGUAUCACCAAUCUGACGGUGGACAUGUUGAUAGAGCCCAACGGAGAAAUCAAGGUGCUGUCAACAGGGGACCAGUUUCAUGCCGAAGGCCCCUUCAUCUCAUCCGGUACCACCAUGCCUCAGACCUCAGUGGAUCCCCAAGUUCUCAAUUCUUUGUGCCUCCAAAUUGGAAAUGCCUGCAAAAUGAGAAAUGUGGUUGGUUACUUUUCUAUAGAUCUGGUGACUUUUAUUGAUCCAAACACCUUGGAACAGCAGGUCUGGGCGACGGGCCUCAACCUCUCAUAUAGUGACCAGCUGGCCCUGACUCGGCUGGCCUUAUACCUGACAAACGGUCAUCUGGAUUGCAGUUUGAGCACCUUUGAAGUGCCUCGUUUUGUUCCGAAGAAACCCACGAAACCGAACCGCCUUAGUGCCCUGUCAGUACCGGCACAGGCAACCAGUCGCUAUGCAGUGAUGACCACCCAGCUGAGGCACAACAAUCUCUCCCUGGUUUUCCACUACGUUUUUCUCCAGUUAUGUAAGGCCCAUGGCAUCGGCUAUGACCUUGAGGACAGACAAGGAACUAUUUUUAUAUUAUAUGAGCACCUGAAGAGAGACAAGUUGGGAAUGCUAACAAUCGGUGAGGAUCUCCAGGGGGUCCUCAUGACCUUUGCUCGCAAUCUCUUCAUCAUCCAUCAAGAAAUAUCAGCACCUAAUAUGCAAGGCGAGACCAAUUUUAAGACCACCAUUACUGAUAUUGAAGCCAUCCUAGGAGUAACAGAGGAAAAUAAAAUUAGAUUUGAAGAAGAGCUGCAGUCCAAAGAUGAUAAAAACCUCUCAAAACCUGGUAAAUGA